Molecule: messenger RNA, 6490 nt
Organism: Scylla paramamosain (green mud crab)
Lineage: Eukaryota; Metazoa; Arthropoda; Malacostraca; Decapoda; Portunidae
Source: RefSeq, a predicted model, not a curated record
UGCCUGAUAGGGUGGUGUUCACGUACUCAUUCCUAGACUCUCAUGCACGCUACACAUGAAAACCUGACUGUCACGUAUACCUACACCCUAUACCUAUACACUGCACGUGCUUUGAUUAAUUUUGACAGGGUGAGGGAGGAGAAAAAGGGAUAGAUAUAACAGGAUUUUAACCUCAAACUGGUCCUGCCUGGGUGUGGUGUGGCGGUGGCUUGUUAAGAAUUUAUGUGGUUGCUCUUCUUUCGGUUUUUGAGCUUAACGAAAAGAUGAACAGCAGUGAAAUGGAACUGAACUGAAGAGGCACCAGUAGAUGAACGUGGCGGAGAGAUGGAAGGCCAAGGGAAGAGAGGGAGUGGGGCUUCUUCACCCCCUCAUCCCACCAUAGCCCCAACACCCACCCCAGAACCGACACAUUCCCCAAGCCACCAAGGUUCUCCGUCACACCCACAAAGCACCCCGGAAACCUCAGACUCCCAUAAACACUCCUUUGAGGAUGACACAGAACUCUUACCAGUCCCUUCGGCGCCAACCUUACCACCCUCCCCUAACUUAGACCGCGCCCUGGCUCCUAGCGCUCCCAUAGCUGAGAGUGAGGACAUCGGGGGCACCACACCAUACUCCUACGGCUCCCCGCUGAACGCUCCCAGCCCACAGCCGCCUGGAUAUGACGAGAUGGGCGCGCAAACGGACACAAUUGACAGCGGUUUGGCGCGCGAUGCCAUUCUUCAUGAUCCCCCGCCUUAUUCCCCUACCAUGGCCCCGAAGAAGGUUUCCAGGAGGGACAGGACAUCAAGUAGCGCUGCCAGGGAGGGUGAAGUGCCCCCAGAGAGCCGUCCACUGCCUAAGAAGAUAAGGAUAGCUUUGAAUUUGGUGCGAGCGGCGCGGAGGCUGCUUGUGUUCCUAGCCAAAGUUGACGGGCACGGGAGGUUGUAUAGAGGAGAGCUGGUGGACCGCGCUAUACAGAGGUACGAGCAUUUCUGGAUGCCCUUAGCUGCCCGUCAUGAGAGCAAAGCCUGCAUGCCGCCCCUGGACGUGCAUUGGGUGUGGCUGGUGCACAUGUUGGCCCCGCAGCAAUACCGGAGUGACUGCAAUGCUCUCUUAGGGCGCCUCGUCCCCCACAGACUCAUGACGGAGGCGGAGCUGGGCGCGGCGAGGGAGCGUGGGAGAGUGCUGUGGGAGAGCACCUACCCUGAGGAGCCCUGGGAUGUGGAGAAAUCAACUCUCACUACAGCCAGUCCUUCAGUCAAUCCUUCAGUCAAUCCUUCAGUCAAUCCUCCCUCUCCUUCACUCACUACUACUACUACUACUACUACUACUACUACUACUACUGCUACUACUACUGCUGAUACUGUCGACUCUUCUACUAUUUCUAAUUUUGAUACUACUACUACUGCUACUACUGCUGCUACUACUACUGCCACAAAUAAUACUACAGUGCAAACGUCCGCAGAUGUUUACUACUACUACUACUUCUGCGCCUACGCUACUACUACUACUACUACGGGAAUCUCCUACGACUUGCGCUCCGCUAUUGGAAGACAAAGUGCUUUCUACUACCAGGUGUCUCUCCCUCACUACGGCAACAAGGGGUUUCUGAGGCAGAGCGAAAAGAGGUAUAGACAAUUUUUAGCAUUGAAGAGAGCCAAUCCUACCCAGUUUCUCGUGCCUUGUUAUGAUAUUGACCUACUCUGGCACUCUCAUAUGGUGCACCCAGAUGUCUACUGGCGGGAAACAACGGAACUACUAGGGAAAGGGUUACCUCAUGAUGACUCUGUGAACGACCGGGCGCCGGGGUCCAGGCUGAUGACAUCGGACGAAAGGACACGCGUGAUGUGGGGGCGGGCGUACCACAACACUUUCAGGAGGGAGGGCGCCAUGUACCGGGGAGAUCCGCCCUGUACCUACCUUCAUCCGGUACCCCCACAGGUGCACCACUCAGCGCACUCUUCAAUGUACCACUGUCAGGUGCUUAAGGUACGUGGGUCUGGGGGUGGAGGGGGUAUGCUCGGGGACUGGAUGGUGCUCAAGAUGUCGCCCAAGAGAAGGUUCAGUCGCCUCAUGAGAUUCUUCGGCAGUGGGGACUUUUGGUGCAUGGCGUACUUCCACGAGCUGAGUGACAUUAAGACUGAGGGAACCAUCGUCAAGGUGUUCGAGGACAGUGGUGCGGUGGUGGAGGUGACGCUGCAGGUGGUACAAAGCUACACAGAGUCAUACGUGCCCCUGGGUAUCCUGACAGGCCCCUUCAUGCCCACCCUGCUCGACCCCACCCAGCUCACCGCCACCCAGGGGAUCACCAUGCCAGGUCACUCCCCCUCCAGUGACCUCUACCUGGCUGACACGGCCAUACACAGACUAAUCAACGAAAGCAAUACAAACAAAUCAGUAGAGCUUUUGAAUGUAGAGGUGACACACUCCAGGCACUUGUCCAUGUCGUCUGUCCGCCUGCGUGUCCCCCAUGACGGCAAGGAGACGCUGGUGGCCAUGGCGCACACCCUUGAUGCCAACACCCUGCCCUCGCCCGCCUUGCUCAAGUGCCGUGAUGGGGAGAUGCAGAGUUACCAAAUGCCGAUGUGCGACCACAGUGCGGGGGAGCGAGCCAUGGUGAUCAAGACACACCGCGGGGACUGGGCGGUGCUGGUGGGGGCUUGGAAGGGGCUGAGGGGUGGCAUUCCUGGCACUAGAUUGAAGCGAGGUCUGCCUGGGAGUCCUGGUCAGCUGGUGGUGCGCUUCCACUGCCCCCCCUCGGCUCCAGCAGUCACCUUGACCCUGCCUUAUGAACGCCAGUACUACACGUUUAGCUUACACGACCUGGAGAUUGAUAUGAGGAAUGGUGUACUGAAGGUGAAUGCUGGCACAGACGAGUGGGUGGAGAAUAUAGCCUUGGGCCUGAGCAUCACUGUUCUGCACGUGUUAUGUCAACCGCGCAUGGCCGAGGAAAUGCAGGACUCUGUUGAUGGCGCCCUGGGGAGCACACCAGACCCCCUCACAUACCCACGACGCAUCCCUGUGGAGAACCUGAAGAUGCUGGGGGCAAUGGGGUUCUUCUGUGCUGCUGCCCCAACCAACGCACUAAGGAAGAAAGAAGUUUCCGACACGGUGACUGCCGCUUGUACCUCUCACGUUGUUGCUGGGAAUAUUGGAGCCGGCUGUGGUGCGUGUGGUGGCUGUGGCGGCUGUGGCGGGGGUGAAUAUUACAUGACGUACCUUAAUAGCAACAUGGGGAACUGGGUGAAGAGUGAUGUGGACAUGGGGGCCACAGGGGACACAGGAGAUAAUUGUGCCUGUCAUGUGGAUUCUGGCUUCGAUCCAUUCACCCACAUGUUCUCGAGCGAUGGUGGUGACUGUGGCGGUGACGGGGGUGACUGUGGUGGUGAUGGGGGUGGCUGUGGGGGAUGUGGGGGCUGUGGUGGAUGUGGUGGGUAGUGGUGAGGGUGUGGGUGAUCUCUGCGUGCCUUUGGGUGACUGCCUGCCUAUGUAGAGCCCUGCGACUUGCAAUGUAGUGGAUGGUUGCGAUGGUUCAUUAGCUUUCCUACGUUCAUAACACCUGCAAGUGCUCCUCAGUGAUAGUCUGGCAGUACGUCCUCACCUUCACUAGAUGACAUGGUGCCCACAGGUGGAAGUAGGGAGACACGUGUUAUAUGGAGAUUGCCCCAUGUAGGCCUGGUGGCUUCUUGCAGCUUCCCUUGUUUCCUUAUGUUCUUAUGUUCUUAUCACUACUACUGGGUAUUUUAAAAGCACUGUUUGUGAGAAGAGAGUAAGAGAAUAGGUCCAUAUAAGAUCCUACACUGAUAAGCCUUAAAAACUUACAAACUUCAGUACUUUUCACCUAACAAUCAAAAAAUGUUCAACUGGUGUUUUGGAGCACAGUUUGUGGAAGAUGACAUAGCUAAUGCACAAAAUGUCAUAUUGAGAUUUCUUGCCAUACUCAUAAGCCCUAAAAGUACCCUUAAAUUUCAGUACAUUUCACUUUAAAAUAAAACAAUGUUCAAACAGGGUAUUAGGGUAUUGUGAAGCACAGUUUGCCAAAGAUGAUAUAAUUGAUGCACAAAAUGUCACUAUGAGACUCCUCCCACAUUUAUAACCCCUUAAAAAAUACUCUUAAAUUUCACAACUUUUCACUUUAGAACAAAAAAUGUAAUAUGGUAAUGUAUUUUGGUGCACAGUUUGUGAAAGGUGACAUAAUGCACAAAAUGUCAAAAUGAGACUUUCUACAUUUAUAACCCAUGAAAGAGUUGAGUACAUUUCACUUUAAAAUACAUAAAAUGUUGCAGUAGGGUAUUUUGAAGCACAGUUUACAAGGAAAGGACACAGUUAAUGCACAGAAAUCAAGAAAGUGCUCUCCUACACUUAAACUUCAGUCUCUUUCACCUCUCAAUAAAAAAAAAAUCUUUCACAGGGUAAUUUUUCAGCACAGUGUUUGAGAAAAUGACACAUUUAUAUAGAAAAUGUUAUAAAACCUGAAUGUUCUUCUUUCACUGUAUGUUUCACUACAGAAUCAAAACAAAGCUCACAGGGUAUUUUGUAAGCACAAUUAGUGAGAACAAACAACAAGACAGGUGUUAAAAAUGUCCAAACAAUGCUUUCUUACAUUUAUAAGUGAAGAACAAUGUUGUUUAAAUGCAGUGCUCUAUAAAAAAAAAAUGAAAGCAACGCCCCCACAAGGCAUUUUUUAGUGAAAAUCAUAAAAAAAAAAACGUUGGCCAAAGUAGAAAAUAUCAAAAUAGGCUUUUUUACAUUGUAAGUUUUAAAAGAAAUUCUUACAUUAGUAAGCCUUAAAAUGACUGUGUAAUGGAGGCAGGCGGUGAAGGAAACACAGGAGUAUUGCAUCCCUUACCAGCUUCACAGUGGCUCCUUUGUACUCCUCUGAAGAAGCUGCUGUGAAAUUAGGCAGGAAUAAAGUACUUGCUCUCAACCAGUGUUCCCUUCACCACCUGCCUCCAACUUGCAACGAUGUCCUCACAAUGUUAGAAAUGUCCAAAUGAAUUCCCCUGCAUUAAGAAGCCUUGAAAAUAACAAUGGCUGCGGAAAUUGCAUAAAUGAGGCUUUUCCUGCAUUUACGAGCUACAUUUUUGUUACGUUUCCCACCAUUCUAAGCUUCACAAAGGACAGAAGCUCAGUGAAUAAAUGAAGCUUUUCCUGCAUUCAUAAGCCACACUUCUAUUAUGUUUCCCACCAUUCUGAGCUCCAUCAGGGAGAGAGGGUGGUGUAGGAAGCUGUCUGUGUCUAAGUGAGCCACACUGAGCCACACAGCACCGCCGCGCCACACGCCAGAUGCCUUCAGUACUCAAGAAAGACACCUCAUAUUUAUUUAACCCUUUCACUGCUCUACAAUUGUUCCCACACAACUUGUUCUGAAGACACACACAAGUAGAUUUUGGCUUCUUGUCUGUAGAAUCAUUUAGGAAACUAAGAAAAGCAAGUACCUAAAGAAAGUUGUUUUUUCCUUUUUUUUUUUUUUACUUUUUCAGCCCCCUAAGUAAUUCUACAGACUGGAAGAGACAAAAUUUACCUUCUUUUCUUUAUUAACUUUUCUCUAGUCUCCUAAAACAGCCUGGGAAAGACAAAAAUUCCUCUUUUAUUCUCUAUUUUUCCAUUAGUGUCUCCUAAAUAAUCCUAGUCUGGAGAACACAGAAACUUACAUCCUUUUCUUUAUUUACAUACACACACAGUUUCUCCAAUAAUCGUGCAGUAUGAUGAGGAAAAAUAUACCCUUUAUUCUCCAUGUAUUUUCUUCUACAGCCUCUUAACAAAUCAGAACAAAACGUGCCUCUUUUUGUCCAUCUGUUUUUCCCUGUAGAGUCUCUUCAUUAAUUCUUCAGCUUGGAAAUUAUCAAAUUGACUUCCUACUCCCCAUGUGUUUUCUACAGUCUCAUAAUUCUACAGCUUAAGAAUGGAAAACUUAUCUCCUGCUCAGUGCUUAUUUCCCUCCAGUCUCCUGAACAAUUUUACAAUCUGGAAAAGACUAUUAAUAUGCUGUUCUCUUAUGUAUUUUUCCUCUAUUCUUUUAAAUCUUCACUCUAUACCAGGCCAGCUAUCAUAUACAGGGUGGGCCAAAGUACCAUACACUUGUAUACACACCACUCUUAUACUAAUCAUACAACUUAGAAAAGACUGAAUUUACCACCUCUUCUCUCUUUCCUUCAGUGUGUGUGUGUGUCUUCUUGUCUCUAUGCAAACAGCUUAUCACAGUGAUCUGAAUACAAACAAUGAACAAGCUCAGCAGUGAAAGGGUUUAGUCAUAAGGAACCCGGCAGACUGUUGGAUCUUUUGCCACAGUCCACCGCAGCACUGGUUAAUGUUAAUGUUUUCAGAGAUAUAUUAAAAAAAACAGAGGACUAUUUAAUUAAGAUGGCCAUAUUUCCAUAGUCUAGUAUGAGUAGAUUUUAAUGCUGUUUAUUUAUUUAUUUUUUAUUUAUUUAUUUUUUUUUGCUUUGCUCAGAUGCUACUUUUGAAUCUUGUGUAGUGGGUAAGUGUGUAAUAUAUUAUGUACCAA